Messenger RNA from Beauveria bassiana ARSEF 2860, 543 nucleotides. RefSeq lists its product as uncharacterized. The record is from RefSeq and is a predicted model, not a curated record. The transcript has 2 exons. The coding region runs from base 1 to 543 and encodes 180 amino acids. Lineage: Eukaryota; Fungi; Ascomycota; Sordariomycetes; Hypocreales; Cordycipitaceae.
AUGAAGCUCUCCGUCAUCCUCUCCAUCGCCCUUGCCGGUGCCUCCUCCGCCCACUACGUCAAGAGCCUGACCGAGUAUACCAAGGAACUUCCCCAAUGCGCCGUUGCGGCCAUGAAAAUCGGCAUGAAGGACCAGGGCUGCAACCUCGAAAACGCCAACGCCAAAGACUUUGACUGCAUCUGCGACAACUACCUUGACAUUGACGGCCGCGUCUAUGCCGAAGUCGACCAUUCCUGUGCUGCCGACUACGAUUCUGCAGCGGGCAUACUCUGCGGCGUUUGGGAGGUCGAGAGCACCACCGCGUCAGACCUGCCGCAGGCCACCAAAGCCCUCGCAGACAUCCUCGGUGUUGGCGCUCCCAAGGCCCAGGCCACCGGUGACGCCACCAGCGACGACGAUUCCGCAGCUGCGACCCCGUCUCAGCAGGUCAAGAACGCCGCCGCUCCCGUCAAAAAUCGUGCUUCUGUGCCUACAGGCCGCAUUGCGCGUUCUCUCGGCGGUGCUGCCGCCGCUGCCGCCGCUGCCGCCGCCAUGCACCUGUGA